UGUCGUGCUAUCCAAAUGGGUAAGCCCCGUGGUAUUCGCACGGCGCGCAAGCACGUGAACCAUCGCAGAGAGCAGCGAUGGGCCGACAAAGAUUACAAGAAAGCACACAUGGGUACGAGAUGGAAGGCCAAUCCCUUCGGUGGCGCAUCUCACGCUAAGGGCAUCGUCCUGGAAAAAGUUGGUGUGGAAGCCAAGCAGCCUAACUCUGCCAUCCGGAAGUGUGUCCGUGUCCAACUCAUCAAGAAUGGAAAGAAGGUGACAGCUUUCGUGCCCCGGGACGGUUGUCUCAAUCACAUUGAAGAGAACGAUGAAGUGUUGGUGGCGGGAUUCGGUCGUAAAGGUCACGCCGUUGGUGACAUUCCCGGAGUCAGAUUUAAGGUGGUGAAGGUAGCCAAUGUGUCACUUCUAGCCCUGUACAAAGAGAAGAAAGAGCGGCCACGGUCAUAGACAACCACUGUGAUAUGGGUCGACCUGAGAACAUGUUGUUUAUAAGUGAACUUCAAAAAAUGUAAAAUCAAGUGCAUAAUAAAGAUUAUGUGCGCCAA
This is a messenger RNA of Plodia interpunctella (Indianmeal moth), 545 nucleotides long. It is a transcript of the gene RpS23, whose product is annotated as Ribosomal protein S23. NCBI's taxonomy places the organism in Eukaryota, Metazoa, Arthropoda, Insecta, Lepidoptera, Pyralidae. Gene Ontology annotation, biological process: translation. The record is from RefSeq and is a predicted model, not a curated record. Gene Ontology annotation, cellular component: ribosome; cytosolic small ribosomal subunit. Gene Ontology annotation, molecular function: structural constituent of ribosome. The coding region runs from base 16 to 447 and encodes 143 amino acids. The transcript has 6 exons.